AUGGCACCGCAUGCUGAAGAUCCUGUGCGGCUAGAAUAUCAGACAGAUUCGUGGGAUAGUCUGAAUCACACAUCAACCAAGCUGGCGGGGUCCGCCAAAUCCAGUAGCAAGAAACGCUCGCUCGCUGAUACCUACGUUCCGGGAAGGACACAGAUUGAAGCUCACGAAACAUACGAAUUUGAUCACUUAAGACCUCGCUUCCCAGACAUCAAGUGGGAGCCUCUGAAGGAAGUGGCAUAUGAGGAUAAAGGCUUGCUGGGAGAUCCGCAGUUUCGUAAUCUGCUUGAUGCUGCAACAGAUGUGGUUGAUUACGUUCCUAAGAUUGGGACUGAAAUCUCCGGAGUCAAUCUCAAAAACCUGACCGAUGCACAAAAGAAUGACCUGGCGAGGUUGAUAGCCACGCGGGGUGUGGUUUUUUUCCGCGGUCAGCACGAUUUUGAUAUUGACGCUCAACGAGAGCUCGGCCAAUAUUUUGGUACUCUGCACAAACAUGCCACUACAUCAGUGCCUGAGAGGGAAGGGCUUGAAGACGUGCACGUGAUUUACACAACAGAUAAAUCCCUGGAUCAGCGGGCUUUGUUCACUCCCACAUUUUUGUGGCAUUCAGACGUCACGUAUGAAGUUCAACCACCUUCAUAUACAUCUUUGAAAGUGCUCACGGGCCCGCCGAGAGGCGGAGGCGGUGACACACUAUGGUGCUCCCAGUAUGCAUUGUACGACGUUCUAUCGGCACCCAUGCAGAAAUACUUGGAGAGCUUGACAGCUCUGCAUUCGGCAGAAGAACAAGCAGAAGGAUCUCGAGCAAUUGGGCGACCAGUGCGAAGAGACCCAGUUACGACAGAGCAUCCAUUGAUUCGGGUGAAUCCAGUUACAGGAUGGAAAUCGGUCUUCUUCAACCCCGGCUUCGUCACCAAAAUUGUGGGAGUGCCGAAGGCCGAAAGUGAUGCGAUAAUCCGGUAUCUCAACGAACUCAUUAGCACGACGCAAGAAGCACAUGUGCGCUUUCAGUGGGGGAAGGGAGAUGUUGCCUUUUGGGACAACAGGUCGACCAACCACAGCGCCAGCUAUGGAUUCAUGCCUCACAGGCGACAUGCUGUUCGUGUUGCGACCGCGGCUGAGAAGCCAUUCUUGGAUCCGAGUGGAAGAUCUCAAGAAGAGCAAUUCAAUGAAAAAUGGGGAUUGCCAAAUGUCAACAAGGAUGGGUCUCGGCGAUCAAACUAUAAUGAUUGA
This is a messenger RNA of Exophiala bonariae, 1230 nucleotides long. RefSeq lists its product as uncharacterized. The record is from RefSeq and is a predicted model, not a curated record. Lineage: Eukaryota; Fungi; Ascomycota; Eurotiomycetes; Chaetothyriales; Herpotrichiellaceae. Bases 1 to 1230 code for a protein of 409 amino acids. Gene Ontology annotation, molecular function: 2-oxoglutarate-dependent dioxygenase activity. Gene Ontology annotation, cellular component: cytoplasm. The transcript is spliced from 2 exons.